Messenger RNA from Schistocerca gregaria, 1263 nucleotides. Its product is annotated as coiled-coil and C2 domain-containing protein 1-like. The coding region runs from base 281 to 1210 and encodes 309 amino acids. Lineage: Eukaryota; Metazoa; Arthropoda; Insecta; Orthoptera; Acrididae. The record is from RefSeq and is a predicted model, not a curated record. The transcript is spliced from 5 exons.
GCUGCUGGCCGCCUGCGCGCUGCACGGCGCCCUCGCCAGGAAGCGCCGCCGCCGCCGCCACGACGCCGCCGAGGGUGAGGAGAGCCUGAGUACGCAGGCUGCCGGCGGCUGCGACAGCGGGGGCGGUCUGUCCGGCCCGGGGGCGGGCGGCGGCGGCGGAGGCGGCGGCGGCGGCAGCUACGAGAAGAUAGAACUCAACCAUAAGCCGCCGUCGCCCAGGAUACUCAACCACCGCGAACAGGUGGGCACGGCCGAAACUGCAGUGGUGUCGCAUCCGCGCAUGCGCGAGUACCGCGGGGUGCCCGACACUGACGACGAGGACGAAGACGUGGAGGACGAGGCCGGCUACGACGAGGACGAGCAGGAGACGACCACGCCCUCCGCGGACCUCCACAUCCCUCGCAUCAACAGCUGGGACACGACGCCGAGCACGACAUCGAGCAGCUGGGUGCAGGUGCAGGGGCAGCUCAAGUCGCCGCCGCCGGCACCUCUGUCCCCGCCGCCCCCGCAGCCGUCCGGCCGCAGCCCGCCGCCGCCUCCGGCGCCAUCCUCCGCCCCCGCGCCCGCGCUGCUAUCCGCCUCCACUCUGACGGCGCACGUGAUGCGGCGGCGGGACCUGGGCCCUGGGGGCGGCAACCUGUACACGUCUGUGGACUACCCGGACCUGCUGGCCGGCGGUGGCGCCCAGUGGGGAUCAGGAAGCGGCGUGAGCAGCACGCUGCCGCGCCGGGGGCGAUACGGCGGCGGUGUCGGAGGCGGCUCUGGCCUGGGCCCGAGUGGGGGCGGCCCGGGGGCGGACAGCAGCCAGUCGCCGCUGCUGGGGGCGUCGCAGCUGUCUCUGCUGCAGCGCCAGCCGCCCCCCAGCCCGCCGUGCCCGGCGCGCGCCGCCGCCGACCUCGCGUCCUACGACUACCAUGCGCAGCAGCUGGAGCGCUUCCUCAUGGAGUACCGCAGCCUCCAACGGCAGCUGUCGCGCAUGAAGAUGGCCGUGGACCGCCGCCGCGGGCUGGGGGCCGCGUCCACCGCGUCGGCAGCCGCGGGGGCGGCGACGGUAUCAGCGGUAGUGGCGGCGGCCCCCGCCUCCAGUCCGCCCAGUGCUGGAGCCACGUCGCCGCCUCCCUACUGGCUGGGGACGACCAAGGCUACGGCGCCCGCCUCCGCCGCUCCACAGCACCGCCGCUUCAGCGGGGGUGACUUCUUCCUGAGCUGAGAUCUGCAGCUGCCCAUCCCAGCUAUGCAACACGGAGGAGUCUCUUGCAAAGC